AUGGAUUUUGAACUCAUGUGUGAUGCAAGCGAUUAUGCGGUUGGUGCGGUAUUAGGCCAAAGAAGAUCAAAAAUUUUCCAUGCAAUUCACUAUGCUAGUAAAGUUUUGAAUGAAGCUCAAGUUAACUAUGCAACCACUGAAAAAGAGCUACUAGCCAUAGUGUAUGCAUUGGAAAAAUUUAGAGCUUAUUUGAUCGGUUCUAAAGUUGUAGUCUACACCGACCAUUCGGCAACCGGUUUGAUACCGAAAGACUUCACUAACAAUCAAAGAAAGAAAUUUCUAGCGGAUGCCAAACACUAUGUAUGGGAUGACCCAUAUCUAUUCAAGGAAGGUGUUGACAGCAUCUUGAGAAGAUGUGUCACCAAUGAAGAAGCAAAAGAUAUUCUUUGGCAUUGUCAUAACUCUCUGGAUGGAGGCCACUAUAGUGGAUGGAGAACAACUACCAAAGUACUCCAAUCGGGGUUCUUUUGGCCUACUCUAUUCAAAGAUGCUCACGAGCACGCAAAAAGUUAUGACAAAUGUCAAAGGAGCGAAGGAAUAGGCAAACGAGAUGAAAUUCCCUUGACCAAUAUGUUAGAAGUAGAAGUCUUUGAUUGUUGGGACAUUGAUUUUGUUGGUCCAUUUCCUCCCUCUUUCGCUAAUGAAUAUAUUCUUGUUGCCGUUUACUAUGUAUCCAAGUGGGUGGAAGCGCUUGCUACACCUAAGGCCGAUGCCAAAACUGUGAUCAAAUUCUUAAAGAAAAAUAUCUUCUCACGUUUUGGUGUGCCAAGGGUUUUGAUAAGUGAUGGAGGAUCAAACUUUUGUAAUACACCUCUGGAAAAAGUUUUAGAACAUUAUGGUGUAAAACAUAAGGUGACCACUCCCUAUCACCCACAAGAAAAUGGUCAAACGGAAGUGUCAAAUAGAGAAGUAAAGAGAAUUCUUGAGAAAACAGUCUCUAGCUGUAGAAAAGAAUGGUCAUUGAAAUUAGAUGAAGCUUUGUGGGCAUACCGUACUGCCUACAAAGCUCCUAUUGGAUUAACUCCUUUUUAG
Vicia villosa (hairy vetch) is the source of this 1032-nucleotide messenger RNA. RefSeq lists its product as uncharacterized. The transcript has 2 exons. Gene Ontology annotation, molecular function: nucleic acid binding. NCBI's taxonomy places the organism in Eukaryota, Viridiplantae, Streptophyta, Magnoliopsida, Fabales, Fabaceae. Gene Ontology annotation, biological process: DNA integration. The coding region runs from base 1 to 1032 and encodes 343 amino acids. The record is from RefSeq and is a predicted model, not a curated record.